GGGGGGGAAAGGGGGAGGAGUUACCGUGGCUUCCGUUCGGCGCUGACCUCACAUGCCGCGGCGAUAAUUUUGUUGUAUUUGCUCGUCUUAGUCGUCGUUAUCGUGAGGUAAACAGCAACAACAACAACAACUUUGUUGUCGUCAUUAUUAUUGUUAUUAUUAUAAAAAAAACCACAACCGUUCUUCAAACUCAAAGGUGCGAUGGCGGAAAAGGGAGAUUUGGACCUCACCGGCGCUAAACUCAAUCGCGGCCUGUGGCUCGUGAAGGUUCCAAAAUAUCUCUCUCAACAGUGGGGCAAAGCCACUGAGCGAGGUGAAGUCGGCAAGCUGAAAAUUUCCAAGGGACAAGGAAAGACCGAGGUCUCCUUUGUGCUGAGCGAGGAGCUGGCUGGGGGGGGAGGGGUCCAGGGGACGAGCACGAAGAGCACGGCCAUCAAUACCCCACGUGACCACGUGCUGGCCCUGCAGGGGGUUGCUGGGCAGAGUCUCGGUGUCUUCACUGAAGGCUCCUCUGGAAAGCAGACGGAUGCCACCUCGGGGAAUGUAGUAUAUGAUAAACUUUUCUUGGAGGGAGUCGUGGUCCAGCGUGCUGACUGCAGGCCCGUUGUUGGAGAAUCCUACAUGAAAAUGAAAAGGAUGCAGAUUGAAGAGUCCUCCAAGCCGAUGCGGUUGUCUCAGCAGCUCGAAAAAGCGGUCACGACAAAUUACAAGCCCGUGGCAAACCACCAGUACAACAUCGCGUUCGACCGCAGGAAGAAAGAGGAGGGCAAGCGCGCACGUGCCGACAAGCAGCAGGUUCUGGACAUGCUCUUCUCUGCCUUCGAGAAGCACCAGUACUACAACAUCAGAGACCUGGUGGACAUCACCAAGCAGCCUGUUACAUACCUCAAGGAUAUUCUGCGCGAGAUCGGGAUCUACAACGUGAAGGGGACUCACAAGAACACGUGGGAACUAAAGCCAGAGUACAGACAUUACCAGAGCGACGAGAAGAGUGACUGAAAACUCGGCCCAGUGUGUGGGCCCGCAUCGUGCGUGCGUGUGUGUACCAUACGACUCAUUUAAAUGCUGUUUAUAAAUGGGUAUCACCACCACCGGUUGCGUAUGGUGACGUGGUGGGGUAAAGUGUGUGUACACCCACCUCUUCUAAAGGUGUUUGGCCAGCUUGGAAGAGUAGGGCUAAAAACAUACCUCUCUCGAGGGGCUCUCUCGUGGAGGCCAGCGGUGUCAUGAGAAAGUAGUUGCAGGGCUUGAACCUUCUCCUUUAAGUUCAUGUGCCCGGGUGAUGGCAGCCUCCUUAUUCAGAAGGAUCGUUCGAUGACGUGGUGGUGAUGGCGAAGGUGGCGUUUGUCUCUUUGCAAUGUUGCACUGCUGUCGGUACGGUACCAGCAUUUGUUUUUAAUGUGUUGAAUAAACAACAAAAAAAUGUCUUAUUCCUUUAAUUAAUUUCUCCACGUAGCGGCUGGCUGUGUGUGGCUCCCCACGUCAUCCGGUGCUGUGGGCCUUUACCGAACAGCUGAACAGGCAUGCCUGAGAUAUGCAUUUUCAUAACCCAAGCCCGCCAACUCAUCUUGUCAAGUUUAGCCGGUUUUCGAUGGUAUCUGCAGGCAGGCACCAACCAAAAACUUGGUUUUGCAUUCAAUUUGCGCAAGCGUAAAGCAAAUAAUUUGACGACAAAUUAAUAUCGCCCCACUCGUGUUCACAGCUUGAGUGCGUGCGCUCCUUAAGAGGUGGGAAGGUAAUUGUCGAUGGGCACCCCUUGAAAUUGAGACGUUCCGUCUCUGAAAGGGUUAUUUAUUUAUUUUCCAGGUAAAAAGGUAAUACAUAGAUCAACAUUCCCCCAACUUUGACUUGGAUGUGCAUCGUCAUGGGAUAUUGUCUGUGCUUGCAAGUAAAGUGGAGUUACAGUAUUUUCAGAUGUUUUGUUUGCUAUGUUAUGAAUAGAAAUUCUAUAAAUAUCUUCAAAUGUCUAAAGUAUGUCAUGAAACCUGUUUAAAUUUUUUUUCACAAUGCAGUCGUACUCGUACUGAAGCUACUACGUUUAUGAAAGCGUAACGUGGGACAGUUUAGCGUAAUAAUUGUGCACGCAAGCUUUGCAGCAAUACCUGUAGUCUGCCGUUUGGUAUUGCCUCCGUACGGCUUUGAUCUGCAAAUAAAACGACGGUGCUCCAUCAACCCCCUUCAGAAGAGCAACUGGUCGCUGCGCACUCCUCCACAAGUGGGGAAUCAGACGACAACCCCACGGUGUGACUGCGGCCACCCGUACCAGAAAAAUUGACCAUAUCGCGAAUAACUGCAUCAUCCUACGCACGCUCUCUGCCGGACUGAGCGGUAUUAGUUGCACAACUCCCGAAGCUAUCGCGUGGCUCACAAACUUUAACUUGUGCGUGCGAUUUCCACAUUUGCCAUACGCUGGAGAGAGAGAGAGAGCAAUACCGAAAUUAAAAUGUAUUCUCAAAAUAGUGCCGUAUCCUCUGAAACCACACUGGAGGUGUUCAAGGCUCGCUUGCUACAAACGGCGUCUUUGUUACUCAAGUUAUUUUUAGAAUGUUGUCAUUUGAAACCAACGGUGAAAACAUUGCAGGAUUUAAUAAAAA
Molecule: messenger RNA, 2594 nt
Organism: Petromyzon marinus (sea lamprey)
Lineage: Eukaryota; Metazoa; Chordata; Hyperoartia; Petromyzontiformes; Petromyzontidae
Gene: GTF2F2
Product: general transcription factor IIF subunit 2
Biological process (GO): transcription initiation at RNA polymerase II promoter; transcription by RNA polymerase II
Cellular component (GO): transcription factor TFIIF complex
Source: RefSeq, a predicted model, not a curated record